Lynx canadensis (Canada lynx) is the source of this 3846-nucleotide messenger RNA. RefSeq names its product transmembrane protein 121B (gene TMEM121B). The coding region runs from base 25 to 1803 and encodes 592 amino acids. The transcript has a single exon. The record is from RefSeq and is a predicted model, not a curated record. Lineage: Eukaryota; Metazoa; Chordata; Mammalia; Carnivora; Felidae.
CCCCCCGGAGCCCCUUGGAGGACAAUGCACCCAGCGCUCGGCAACCCCCGCUCGGUCUCGUCCUCGUCCGGCUCCUUCCCGCCGCCCCCCGCCGCCGCCCGGCUGCAGCCCCUUUUCCUCCGGGGGGGUUCCUUCCGCGACCGGAGAGGCUCGGGCGACAGCAGCACCAGCACCAGCACCAGCCGGGGGGGAGGCGGCGGCAGACGCGGCGGGGGCGGCGGCGGCGGCGGCUCCCGCUCCCCCAGCAGCAGCACCGGCGCCGAGCGAGAGGACGACGACGAGAGCAUCAGCAUCAGCAAGCCGCUGGUGCCAGCCACCGCCGCCGGGCUCCCGGGACCCCCGGCUCAGGGGGGCGCCCCAGCCGCCAACCCCGCGCCCGCCGCCUUCUCCUCCUCGGCCGCCACCUCCUCCUCCACCUCCACGCCCACCUCCUCCUGCAGCAUGACAGCCGCGGACUUUGGCGGGGGCGCGGCGGCCGGGGCCGUCGGGGGCCCCGGGGGCCGCUCGGCUGGGGGCGCGGGCGGCACCGGGACAGGCAGCGGCACCUCCUGCUGCUCGUGUUGCUGCUGCUGCGGUCGCCCGACCCGGUCGGGCCGUAGGAGUCGACGCCGCGGCUGCGCCCCCAGCCCGGGGUGCCGCUGGGGCUACCAGGCGCUGUCCGUGGUGCUGCUGCUGGCGCAGGGCGGUCUGCUGGACCUGUACCUCAUCGCCGUCACCGACCUGUACUGGUGCUCCUGGAUCGCCACUGACCUGGUGGUGGUGGUGGGCUGGGCCAUUUUCUUCGCCAAGAACAGCCGGGGCCGUCGGGGCGGCAUGGCGAGCGGCGCGCACAACCACCACCAGCACCACCACCACGCCGCGCCGCCCCUGCACCUGCCCGCCUCCUCCGCAGCCUCCGCCGGGGCUGCGGCAGGGGCCAAGGCGCGCAGCGGCCGCGGGGGCGCCGGUGGCCCGGGGGGCGGCCCGGGGGCUGUCGGGUCAGCGGGCGAGUUCGCCUUUGCCUACCUGGCCUGGCUCAUCUACUCCAUCGCCUUCACGCCCAAGGUGGUGCUCAUCCUGGGCACGUCCAUCCUGGACCUCAUAGAGCUGCGCGCGCCCUUCGGCACCACGGGCUUCCGCAUCACCAUGGCGCUGUCCGUGCCCUUGCUCUACAGCCUGGUGCGGGCCAUCAGCGAGGCUGGCGCCCCCCCUGGCUCGGCGGGACCCCUACUCUUGCAGCCCCAGCAGCACCGAGCCGCCGGCUGCUUCCUGGGCACGUGUCUGGACCUGCUCGACAGCUUCACCUUGGUGGAGCUGAUGCUGGAAGGCCGCGUGCCGCUACCCGCGCACCUGCGCUACCUGCUCAUCGCCGUCUACUUCCUCACCCUCUCCUCGCCGGUGCUCUGGCUUUACGAGCUCAACGCCGCAGCGGCAGCUUCGUCCUGGGGCCAGGCUUCAGGGCCGGGCAGCUGUAGCCGCCUUCUGCGACUGCUGGGUGGCUGCCUGGUGGACGUGCCCUUGUUGGCGCUGCGCUGCCUCCUGGUGGUGAGCUACCAGCAGCCCCUCUCCAUCUUCAUGCUCAAGAACCUCUUCUUCCUAGGCUGCCGCGGCCUGGAAGCCCUAGAGGGCUGUUGGGACCGGGGGAGUCGGGCCUCCCCCAGUCGGGGGAGAGGGGGCUAUGGCGCUCCGCCCUCUGCCCCACCGCCGCCGCCGCCACCACCACCACCACCUCAGGGAGUCUCUCAGCUGGGCCACUGCAUCUCGGAGAAUGAGGGAGGAGCCCAUGGCUAUGUCAAUACCCUGGCAGUGGCCUCCCAGAAUUGAGGAGGGAUAAAGGAGAGGGGCUUACUUUGGGCUUGAGAGACCCCAGCCCCUUAUCCUCUGACCUUCUCUCACCCAGAUUUGAUCAGGCUCUAUUUGGAAAAGGUAACUGUCAAUAGGGCUAAGGGCCAGUGUGUCCUUCUGCACCCUGUGAGUCAAGACUGCUUGGAGGGAGACCAGCCGCUAAUGAUGAAGGAGGAAGGUCCACUUACUCGAUUCUCCCUUCUCCAUAUCCUACUCUAAUCUAGCCUCCAGGGGGCUGGAUACCUCUGCUUCUUGCUUUUCCCACUGCCAUCCUAAUUCCUGUCCAUUGUGGGGGAGCAUGGAGUAAAGGUGGUGCCCAGGCAGGGGGUGCUGGGCCUUAAGCCUUCCCUCUUGCUUGGAAGUGCCAGCUUCUUAUAGGCUGUGGUUAGUGGUCACUGUCCCAUGCCUUGAAACUGACCCGGAAUCCACUGUUCCCCUGAUGUGUCUAUUGGAUUUUUUUUCCCCCCAGAUAGUAGAUGCAAAGUCUGUGUUUGUCUCUGUGUAUAUAGUGUUGUUUUCUUGUGUCCACACUGUGACCCCUUGCAAUCAGUAGAUCUGGGAGGCCCUGCCCUCCCCACCACACAUAUGACCACUCUCCUCAUUGCUACCUGAAUUUGUGGCCCUGAAUUCCCAGAAAGAGCUGGGCUCCUGGGAGUUGCCCAGUUGCUCUCCUCCGAGGGAGAAGCUCACCCAGGACCUUCCUCAAUUCUACUCCUCUCUUCUCAGCUUGGGGAGGAGAGGGUCCCUACUCUAAGGACCAAACCACACCCUUUCUUGGGUGAGUGAGCAUUUCUACCUCCGUGCUUUCAACUUUUGUAGCAUCAUGUGCUGAUGCUGCUUGCAAAAAAUAAAGGCAAAAUACUCAGAAGUUGCAUUCAACAUGGCCACUGGAUCCAGCUGGGGUUUGGUGCCAGUCUUAUUACAGGGUCUGUGGAGUAUCAGCCAUUGGCUUGCUCUCUCUGUCUCCUUCCCUUUGCACCUGGAACUCUUAUCCUUCCUGAGGUUUGUUGCUGACUGGGUCAGAUCUUGGCUCAGAACAAAAGCUUUGGUGGGGUUCCUGGAUAGAUGUGAAGUUGGGGCUCCCAUCGGCUCAAGGAAAUCCAAUUCCCCAUCUGUCCUUCCUCUAGGAAGCCUGGUGUGUAUCAGAAAAUGUGGUGAUGACCUUCAUCCUCGGCUCUGGUUAAGAGAAUUUCUACGGAGAAGGCAGGCUGCAUAGAGAGGCUGGGCAAAUCUUACCUCCGCCCUGCCUUCCUCCCUAGUAUUCUCGCUGAGGUUGAUGAUGAGGGACACCCAGGGGUUGCCCACUUAUACUCUCUACGUGGGACCUCACUCUUGGAAUCUUUGAGGCAGGAUAAGUGUUUUUAGGGGAGGUAAGAGUGCAGGAGGGCAGCUGGCAGCAAGGCCAGGAAAUACUCAUUUUCUUCCACCCCAAAAUAAGAUGGGGUGGUGCUAUAAGAAUUUUUGUUUUCCCCUCCCCAACUUCUUAUGCUUGAGAAGUCUUGUGUGGUUUAAUGAACCCUGGACAAAAGACUAGAAGUCACGGACUGUAGUUUUGACUCUGUCACUCACUAGCUUUGAGUGACAUGUCACUUGCUUUCUGAGCCUCAGUUUUUCACUUGGGGCCCUUCUCUCUCAACUUCUUGGAAGUUUGUUGACAGAAGACAUCUGUCCAUGUAGACAGAGACAGAGAGGCUGAUGGCUUGAGCAGAGUUCUGAGCCUCCCCUACUGUCACAGUGGGGGACGAUGGAGGAAAAAUGUUUACACUCAAUGUAUUAUCUGUGUUCCCAGCCCCUCACCCUACCAGGUCCAAUAUUAGCUAGUUGGAUUUUACAAUGAAUCUUUUUUUUUUCUGCCUUCUCCCCCUCCCCCCUCUUACCCCAAUCCUCUCCCUUUAAAUUCCCUGUGCUUGAAGUUCUGGGCCCAGACCCUGGGUGGGCCCCCAUGGCUGCUCCCUGGGUCCCCAUAUCCUCUCUCCAGCGUUGCUCUCUCUGCUACCUAAUCUCAGUGACUGUGAGAUUAGG